AUGGCGUCCGUCAGCAGAGUAGCGAGGCGACUCUUCGUCCUAAAGAUCCUCCUCUUCAUCGCUUCUCUCCCAGCAUGCACUGGGCUUCCUGGAGUGAUCAUCUCUUCUUCUUCUGCGAACGCGGUGCUGCGGCGCGGCCGUAGAGCGAACUCCUUCCUGUUUGAGGAGCUGAGGAGAGGAGACGUGGAGCGGGAGUGUCAGGAGGAGAAAUGCUCCUACGAGGAGGCGCGAGAGAUCUUCCCGUUGCCGCAGCAACUGGAAACCUUCUGGAGGAGUUACACAGCGGUGAACCACUGCCUGUCGUCUCCCUGCAAGAACGGGGCGACCUGUACUCGCCACGGUGACACCUACGCCUGCCAAUGUCCGCCAGGAUUCCACGGACACAACUGUGACAAAGCCCGUGUGACCUCCAGAAGCUGCUACUUCAACAACGGAGAAUGUGAACAUUUCUGCAGACAUGUCCCGGAGCCGGUCUGUUUCUGCGCGCCGGGAUACCGCCUGCAUCGGGACGGCCACACCUGCACGCCACAUGUUGCCGUGGCCUGUGGAAGACUUCAGACGCACUUUGCCCCGAGGGUUAUUAAUGGGCAGAUCUGCCCCAAAGGACACUGCCCAUGGCAGGCUAUGCUAACCGAACACGGGGACUUCUCGUGCGGGGCGAUCGUGCUGUCCCGGCGCUGGGUGCUGACUGCGGCCCACUGCGUCUGGGGGAAACCUGCCUCCAUCUUCAACGUCACCGUCGGUGAACAUGACCUGCAGGUCCCCGAGGGCACCGAGCAGCAGCGCGCCGUGGUUAAAGUCCUGGUCCACCCCGGCUACAACAAGUCGAGCCACGACAGCGACGUGGCGGUGCUGCGGCUGCAGCGCCCGGUCAAGCUGGGCCUCUUCGUGGUCCCGGUCUGCCUGCCGGCGCGCAACAGCACCUUCAGCCACACGCUCGGCGCCGUGCGCCACUCCACCGUGUCCGGCUGGGGCCGCCUGGCGCAGUUCGGCGCCACCGCCAGCGUGCUGCAGCGCCUGACCCUGCCGCGCGUCUCGCUGCAGGAGUGCCGACAGCACACCAGGCUCAACAUCACCAGGAACAUGUUCUGUGCCGGGCUGAAGGCGGGCGGCCGAGACGCCUGUAAGGGCGACAGCGGCGGGCCCAUGGUGACCCACUACAAGAAGACCUGGUUCCUGACGGUGGUGAGCUGGGGCAAGGACUGCGCCAAGGAGAACCUGUACCGGGUCUACGCCAAAGUCAGCCGCUUCGUAGACUGGAUCCAGGCCGCCAUGGCCAACAACUGAACCCACACCGGACAAAACUAAAAUGUCAAAAUAAAUCCCUCUUCACAAGUUUAAUAAAUAAUCUGUUCACUACUUUCA
Messenger RNA from Perca flavescens (yellow perch), 1365 nucleotides. RefSeq names its product coagulation factor VII, like (gene f7l). Gene Ontology annotation, cellular component: extracellular region. Gene Ontology annotation, biological process: blood coagulation; proteolysis. NCBI's taxonomy places the organism in Eukaryota, Metazoa, Chordata, Actinopteri, Perciformes, Percidae. The record is from RefSeq and is a predicted model, not a curated record. Gene Ontology annotation, molecular function: serine-type endopeptidase activity; calcium ion binding.